Pseudophryne corroboree (corroboree frog) is the source of this 3607-nucleotide messenger RNA. RefSeq names its product zinc finger protein 665-like. The transcript is spliced from 10 exons. Gene Ontology annotation, biological process: regulation of transcription by RNA polymerase II. Gene Ontology annotation, molecular function: DNA-binding transcription factor activity, RNA polymerase II-specific; RNA polymerase II cis-regulatory region sequence-specific DNA binding. NCBI's taxonomy places the organism in Eukaryota, Metazoa, Chordata, Amphibia, Anura, Myobatrachidae. Bases 170 to 3415 code for a protein of 1081 amino acids. The record is from RefSeq and is a predicted model, not a curated record.
AAAUAUUUGGACCGCAAGAACCGGAAGUCGGUGGUAAGCUUCCGGCCAUCGAGAUGAAAGGGAUGCAACAAAGUGAACUCGUUGAUGAGCACUUUAUAAUGUUAAUGUGAUUCGUCUUGUGUAACAGGGGAAACUGUCCAGUAUAUGUUAUCCCACUGUCUCAAGGAGGAUGGAUGAGGACAAAAGUCACAUGACUCAGAAGAUAUUAAGCCUCACCCUGGAGAUCAUCUACCUGCUGACUGGGGAGGAUUAUACAGUGGUGAAGAAGACAUCUAAGGAGUUUGAGACACUCGGGAACCAUCCACUUAUCUCAGGAGAGUUGAGCAGGACACGGAGCCCCAUCACGGUGCCUUCACCUCACUCACUGAUAAAUGAGAGGCACAAUGACCAGAAGAUCCUGGAACUCACCAACAAGAUCAUUCAGCUGCUGACUGGAGAGGUUCCUAUAAAGUGUGAGGAUGUUACUGUCUAUUUCUCCAUGGAGGAGUGGGAGUGUUUUGAAGGAGGAAAAGGUCUUUACAAGGACGUGAUGAUGAAGAAUCAUGAUUAUCAGACUCUCACAUCAGUGGAUGGAGCCAGUAACAGGAAUACCCCAGAGAGAUGUCCCCGUCCUCUUUAUUCUCCGGAUCAUUCAGAGGAGAAUCACAGUGUCCCACAGGAGGAUCAGGGUGGAGACGUAACUGGUAUUACAUUAGUAGAUAUGAGGAGAGAGGAAGAGACAUACAGGAGGGGUGAUCAGCAGUGUAAGGAGGAGGAAAUCCCUACAGGUAUCAGCACAGAUGGGGCCAGUAACAGGAAUACCCCAGAGAGAUGUCCCCGUCCUCUUUAUUCCCAGGACUGUGCAGAGGAGAAUCACAGUGUCCCACAGGAGGGUCAGGGUGGAGACCUGAAUUAUACUACAGAUACAGGCCAUGAAAAAGGGACAUAUGUGUGGGGUGAUCAGCCGUGUAAGGAGGAGGAAAUCCCUACAGAUAUCGGCACAGAUAGACGUAACAGCAGUAAUUACGCGGGAGGAAGUCUAGUUUCAUCUACAGAUUGUAAAGUGGAAGAUACGGACAUCACACAGGAUUCUCCAGUAAUAAACCCCAUUACCCAAGUUAUACAUCCAGUACAUUACAGUGCAGAUACAUCAUCUGAUCCCUUUAUUAAUGAGGAAGGUUCUCCUGGUAAAUCAGAUAUUAUUGACCAGUAUGCAGAUUACACUGGUGGUAGACUAUUCCCAUGUUCUGAGUGUGGGAAAUGUUUUGUCUAUAAGUCCAUGCUUGUAGAACAUGAGAGAGUCCACACCGGUGAGAGGCCGUUUCAGUGUUCCGAGUGCGGGAAGUGUUUUGCCCGGAAAUGCAAACUCGUCAGGCAUCAGAAAGUCCACUCCGGGGAGAAGCCGUUCCAGUGCUCGGAGUGCGGGAAGUGUUUCUCACAGAAGACCAAACUCGUAAGACAUCUGCAAGUCCACACGGGCGAGAAGCCGUUUUCUUGCUCCGAGUGCGGGAGAGGUUUUACAUGCAAAUCAAAUCUCAUCCAGCACCAGAGAAUCCAUACGGGCGAGAAGCCGUUUCCAUGCAAUGAGUGUGGGAAGUAUUUCAGGCAGAAAUCGGAACUAGCCGCCCACCAGAAGGUGCACACGGGCGAGAGGCCCUUCCCAUGUCCCGAGUGUGGGAAAUGCUUUUCUUACAAGUCCAAUCUCAUCCAGCACGAGAGAGUCCACACCGGGGAGAAGCCGUUUUCCUGCGCCGAGUGUGGGAAGUGUUUUUCCCAGAAGUCAAAAAUUGUCAGCCACCAGAAAGUCCACACCGGCGAGCGGCCAUUUUCCUGUAAUGAAUGUGGGAAAUGUUUUGCGCUGAAAGGAAACCUCAGCAGGCACCGAAAGGUCCACACGGCGGAGAAACUUUUUCCGUGCUCCGAAUGCGGCAAGCGUUUUGUUUCCAAAUCGCAUCUCAUUCGGCAUCAGAGCGUUCACACCGGCGAGCGGCCAUUUAAGUGCUCCGAUUGCGGCAAAUGUUUCCCGCGCAGAUCGAACCUUGUUAACCACCAGAGGAUCCACACCAGUGAGAAGGCGUUCCCCUGCUCCGAAUGUGGGAAAUGUUUUACUUGCAAGUCGAACCUCAUUCAGCAUUAUAAGGUUCACACUGGGGAGAAACCUUUUUCAUGCCCCGAGUGUGGCAAAUGCUUCAGGCAGAAGAUAGAGCUGGCUGUCCACCAGCGCAUUCACACCGGCGUCAAGCCGUUUCCCUGCUCCGAUUGCGGCAAGUAUUUUACAUGCAAAACCAAUCUCAUCCAACACCAGAGCGUGCACACGGGCGAGAAGCCAUUUUUAUGUUCUGAAUGUGGGAAAUUUUUUGCCCAUCAUGAAACACUUGCGGCACAUAAGAGAACUCACACAGGUGAGAGGCCAUUUCCGUGUUCCGAGUGCGGCAAAUGUUUUACAAAGAAAUCAAAUCUUGUUGUUCAUCAGCGAACUCACACAGGUGAGAAGCCAUUCUCAUGUUCUGAAUGUGGGAAAUGUUUUAAACAUCCGGGAACACUUGCAGAGCAUAUGGGAACUCACACAGGUGAGAAGCCAUUUUCAUGUUCUGAAUGUGGGAAAUGUUUUACACAACAUUCAACACUGGCGUUACAUCAGAGAACUCACACUGGUGGGACGCCAUUUCCAUGUCCUGAGUGUGGCAAAUGUUUUACAAAAAAAUCAAAAGUUGCCAUACACCAGAGAGUGCAUACAGGUGAGAAGCCAUUUUUAUGUACUGAUUGUGGGAAAUGUUUUACACGCCAUUCAACACUUGCAGCACAUAAGCGAACUCACACAGGUGAGAAGCCAUUUUCAUGUUCUGAAUGUGGGAAAUGUUUUACACAGCAUGCAACACUUUUGGGACAUAUGAGAACUCACACAGGUGAGAAGCCAUUUUCAUGUCCUGAAUGUGGGAAAUGUUAUACACAGUAUUCAACACUUGCGGCACAUCAGAGAACUCACACAGGUGAGAGGCCAUUUCAAUGUCCUGAGUGUGGCAAAUGUUUUUCAAAACAAUCAAAAGUUACCAGACACCGGAGAGUGCACACAGGUGAGAGACCAUUCCCAUGUUCUGAGUGUGGGAAAUGUUUUACACGCCAUUCAACUCUUGCGGCACAUAAAAGUAUUCACACAGGUGAGAAGCCAUUUUCAUGUUCUAAAUGUAGGAAAUGUUUUGCACAGCAGGGAGCACUUGAUGAACAUCAGAGAACUCACAUGGUUGAGAAGCAGUUUCCUUGUCCUGAGUGUGGGAAAUGUUUUACACAGAAAUCAAAAGUUGCCAGACACCAGAAAAAUCACACAGGUGAGAGACCAUUCCCUUGUUCUGAGUGUGGGAAAUGUUUUAUUUUUAAGGAAGAUCUUGUUAAACAUCAGAGAACUCACACAAGAGAAAAAUCAAUUUCCAUGAACUGAUUGAAAGAUAAUAAAUGGUUCCAAUAUUUGUUGGAGAGUUGGCUAUCUACAUGGUGUCUUGUUUGCAUGUCUAUUUGAGCUGCCCCAAACUUGAGCUAUUUUGGGAACAAAUUUUCUCCCUGGUAUUUCAAAUUCUCAGCCUACAGAUCUUCCAUGACCCAAAGCAAAUCCUCCUUCCUCUUCCUAUACCAA